Lagenorhynchus albirostris (white-beaked dolphin) is the source of this 4745-nucleotide messenger RNA. It is a transcript of the gene ZNF652, whose product is annotated as zinc finger protein 652. The record is from RefSeq and is a predicted model, not a curated record. Lineage: Eukaryota; Metazoa; Chordata; Mammalia; Artiodactyla; Delphinidae. Gene Ontology annotation, biological process: regulation of transcription by RNA polymerase II. Gene Ontology annotation, cellular component: nucleus. The transcript has 8 exons. Gene Ontology annotation, molecular function: DNA-binding transcription activator activity, RNA polymerase II-specific; RNA polymerase II cis-regulatory region sequence-specific DNA binding. Bases 661 to 2487 code for a protein of 608 amino acids.
CGCUCGGAAGGGAGUCGCGAGACGUCGGAGCGGCGGCCACGUAGCGCUGCGGCGGCGGCGGCGGCGGCGGCGGCCGAGGCCGGGACUGCGGAGCGGCCCUGAGGACAGACGUUGGGCAGGGGGGAGGGGCCGGCCCGGCCGGCGGUUGUUACUCGAGCGCCGCGGCUACAGGCCCCCCGCCGCAGGGAUGGACCGCCGAGGCGGUGGUCGGGGCGGCGGAGGCGGAGGCGGCCGGCCCGGGAGGAAAAACAUAUACCCUCAACUUCACCAGAUAUAAAGUGGAAAGUGCAGUGGUUCAUGAAGCAGCUGAACCAGCCACAACUUGCAUUAAAGGAAGGGUACGUGCUUGCAGUGAUAUUCAUAUGACUCAGAGGUUAGGUGGUUGGCUAAGCAGCAAUGUGAGAUAAGAUGCUCCACGUCAUUUGCAGCUUUCUUCAAAAGAAAAAUCACUAGUGCUCUGCUCUUGCCAUAAUACCAAACCUUUUGACUUAUGCUUUGGUGCUGCAACACUGGAAGAAUUGCACACAGGUUCCAGGAAUACCUUUUUUUUCAUCUGAGUGAUCCUUUGUGGAUGGAAAAGGAUUUGAGUCUUAAUAAUUACCCUGUUUUAAAGCUAUUUCUCUAUAGUCUGAACUGCUUCAUAAAUUAGGCCACUUACCAAUGAGCCACACAGUCAGUUCUUGUCAGGAGCUGGUUGAAAACUGUGCUGUGCAUGUAGCAGGGAUGGCACAAGAAGACAGCCGUCGUGGUCAAGUGCCACCUACCUUUUAUCAUGGUGCCAACCAGGAGCUUGACCUGUCCACCAAAGUGUACAAAAGGGAAUCAGGAAGUCCUUAUUCUGUGUUAGUGGACACCAAGAUGAGCAAACCACAUCUCCAUGAAACAGAGGAGCAGCCGUAUUUCAGGGAGACAAGAGCAGUGUCUGACGUGCAUGCUGUGAAAGAAGACCGGGAGAAUUCUGAUGACACAGAAGAGGAGGAGGAGGAGGAGGAAGUCUCCUACAAAAGGGAGCAGAUCAUAGUGGAGGUAAACCUUAAUAAUCAAACAUUAAAUGUAUCUAAAGGGGAAAAGGGUGUCUCUUCUCAGUCCAAAGAGACUCCUGUUCUUAAGACAAGCAGUGAGGAGGAAGAGGAAGAGAGUGAGGAAGAGGCCACGGAUGACAGUAAUGACUAUGGAGAAAACGAAAGGCAGAAGAAAAAGGAGAAGAUAGUGGAGAAGGUCAGCGUUACACAAAGGAGAACGAGGAGAGCUGCCUCUGUUGCCGCAGCUGCCACUUCCCCUACUCCCAGAGCUACAAGAGGUCGUAGGAAGAGUGUAGAGCCACCUAAGCGCAAGAAGCGGGCCGCAAAGGAGCCCAAAGCGCCAGUCCAGAAAGCUAAGUGUGAAGAGAAAGAGACUCUGACCUGUGAGAAGUGCCCCAGGGUGUUUAAUACUCGCUGGUACCUGGAGAAGCACAUGAACGUUACUCAUAGGCGCAUGCAGAUUUGUGAUAAGUGUGGCAAGAAGUUUGUCCUGGAAAGUGAGCUGUCCCUUCACCAGCAAACAGACUGUGAAAAAAAUAUUCAGUGUGUUUCCUGUAAUAAAUCAUUCAAGAAACUCUGGUCCCUUCACGAACAUAUCAAGAUCGUCCAUGGAUAUGCAGAAAAGAAAUUUUCCUGUGAAAUUUGUGAGAAGAAAUUCUAUACCAUGGCUCACGUACGGAAACACAUGGUUGCACACACGAAAGACAUGCCAUUUACCUGUGAAACCUGUGGAAAGUCAUUCAAACGCAGUAUGUCACUCAAGGUGCACUCCUUGCAGCACUCUGGAGAGAAGCCCUUCAGAUGCGAGAACUGUGACGAAAGGUUUCAGUACAAGUACCAGCUACGCUCCCACAUGAGCAUCCACAUUGGGCACAAACAGUUCAUGUGCCAGUGGUGUGGCAAGGAUUUCAACAUGAAGCAGUACUUCGACGAACACAUGAAAACACACACUGGAGAGAAACCCUUUAUCUGUGAAAUCUGUGGCAAAAGCUUCACCAGCCGCCCCAACAUGAAGAGGCACCGCAGAACUCACACAGGCGAGAAGCCCUAUCCGUGUGAUGUGUGCGGCCAGCGGUUCCGCUUCUCCAACAUGCUUAAGGCGCACAAGGAGAAGUGCUUUCGGGUGACCAGCCCCGUGAACGUGCCGCCUGCUGUCCAGAUCCCACUCACAACCUCCCCGGCCACCCCCGUUCCUUCUGUGGGGAGCACCCCCACGACCCCCGCCCCUCCCAUCAGCAUGAACCCCGUCAGCACGCUAACCCCUCGGCCCAUGCCCCACCCCUUCUCGCACCUUCACAUCCACGCACACCCUCACCACCCACACCACCUUCCUAUCCCCCCAGUCCCUCACCUCCCCCCACCUCCAGCUCUCUUUAAGAGUGAGCCUUUAAAUAACAGGGGCCAGGGUGAGGACACCUUUCUGCGGCACCUGGCAGAGAAGAACAGUUCAGCCCAGCAUCACUAACAUCCAUCUCCUUAAACGUGUUCUCCGCGAGUUCCGUGCCCCGGUGUGAGUUUGCAGAGUGGGGGUUGGUGAGCGUUUCUGUAGCUGUCAGACUCUCCUCAGCCUCCACCCAGAGCUUUGUCAUUGUCUUGGUGAAUCAGCACAUCCGAGGGAGUGGACGAGAAGACCCUGAGCUCACGGAGGGAACUGUCGAACCAGGGAACCACCGAACUAAAGCCCAAUUUGCUUGCAUUUUCUGGUGACUUUUAUAAAUUUCAAAUACUCAGACUUGUGGAAUUUUAUAAUUUCAUAUCAGCUGAUGAGGUAUGCUUGCUUUUAUAUCCUGGACUUCUCCUCAAAGAGGGGACAGGCCUGGUUUCCUUUGUACUAAUCGGGAAGGCUGUGACAUUAAUCCAGAGCAUUAAUUGUAUCACUGUGUAUCGUAACAUUCUUUUCAGCUUUCGGUGCUGGCUUCAGAGUCGAGCUAGCCAUGUUUCACAGUAUAUCAAGCAUUAUAGAGAAAGACAGAAAUUUUCUUCUUUGUGUAGCUCUCCUAAUGCACUCUUUAUUUUACUACAGAAAUUAUUUUAGAGUUUUUGUAUAGACUUCUUUAGUAGUCUGUUUCUAAAAUGAAAUGUAUUUCAAUAAGCAGUGUAAUUUUUUCAGUGUAGCUGGACCUAUGUUGUAAAAUAGAAAAAAUUUUUAUAAUCAUCAAAAUGUGAUUCUUAAAGAUGCAUAUAACUUCUAUAGUUCAAAGUUAUUCUUACAUCCGUACAACUCAAAGGUGCUUCAGAGACUAGAUGUAUCUGAAAGGGUCUCCAGACCAGGUUACUGCGAAAAUGAGGUUUUGCUUUCGGAAUCUGGCAUAAGUCCUUGGUAGUUUUUUAAUCUCUGCUUAACACUCGGGGGCCUGUUAGGCUCACGGACAUGCUGUGUCCUCCAUGUUUCGUUCGGUUCAGUUAGUACGUUGAAUGGAAUGAUUUGCAGAGGGUUGAGCCUUUUCCAGGGAGGCCACCUGAAGCUGGCCUGUUUUGAAAAUCUGAGUAAAGCUGCUCGCCAUCAAGAGGAGGAGGUGGCGGAGGCUGUUUCCUCUCAGUCACGUCUCGCUUCCCCCAGAAAUGUGUUCAGGUUCAGCCUCUGUGGGACGACCAACUGAAGUCUCCUAAUACACUGCUCACUUUAAGGUUGCUUUAUUUUUCUAAUUGUCACAAAAAGAUAAAAUAGUACACUAAAAUCACAAACAUGAUGUUGCCUGAUAGCGGCUGAGAAAUCUGGAUAAGAACACAAAUUGGUUAUGACUUUUAAAAUGUCUCUUCUAUCCAUGGAUGUAGUCACAACUUCGAGCUAUUCUAACACAGUUUAAAUUGUGGUGAGAGAGAGAAAACGACGUUUUGCUGCCCUGUCCUCUGCAAGCGAUGAUGUGAUAGCAGCCUUCUUGGUGAUAAGGACAGCCGCAAAUGGGGCAGGUUUGAAAGAGUUUGGGUAACUUCUAAAGAGCAUGGUCAGUCAGGAGCUCAUUAUAAGAAAGGCUGAACAGAAGGGCUGACAGAUUGGUUAUAUUUAACUGAUCACAUUUAUCCAGACUCAGUGUAGAUAAAAAUUUUGUAAUUUUUCAUCUCAGUGAACUGAGUUUCAAAGCGAGGUCUUUCUUUCUCCCUCCCUCUCUCUCUCUCUCUCUCUCUCUCAUUUUUUUAAUCUUGAAAUUUCUUCAUUUUUCUUUCCUCAAGGUUUUAAAUCUUUGCCUGAAUCAGAACCCUGACUUUUAUUUAUUUUUUGAUUUUUAAUAUUAAGUGUGCAGAUAGACUUACAGCACUUUUUCUGGCUGAUUAGCUCUGUGGUAGGAAAACUGGAACUCUUUCCAUUGAGGUUAAGUCCCUAUUUUUAAAAUAUCGCAUUCUCUGUUAGCUUUUUGGUUUAAUAUUUCCAGAUUUUUUCCUUCUGAUUACUGCCUUUGUCUUCUAUAAUGAGCAUAGGAGAAUUUGGGAAUGAGGCGGAAAAGUAUCUCAAGACAUACUUUUCCUGUUUCUGGAUGUAACUUCUAAGGAAUGUGGUUUUAAAUAUUUGUAUACAUUCUUGGAACACUCAAGUACCCAAACCAAUAAGAAAAGUUAAUUCCUUAUUUAUGACUGUUAUAUCUUUAGUGGCUGCCUCCCCUUAUUCACACAGUCUCCUUGGCGUUCCAUGACAAGUUUGUGGAUAUACCAUGUGUGGUAUAUGUGUGGACAUACCAUUAUUUCAUGUCCAAGCUUGUAAUAUUAAAAUGAUGUUCAAGAUGUAAA